Emiliania huxleyi CCMP1516 is the source of this 429-nucleotide messenger RNA. RefSeq lists its product as hypothetical. NCBI's taxonomy places the organism in Eukaryota, Haptophyta, Isochrysidales, Noelaerhabdaceae. The record is from RefSeq and is a predicted model, not a curated record. The transcript has 2 exons. Bases 1 to 429 code for a protein of 142 amino acids. Gene Ontology annotation, cellular component: membrane.
AUGGCAGGCUACAAACCCUGCGAGGGCUGGGUGGCCGCGCUCGACCGCGCGAUCGCCAAGGAGGGAGCGCUCUCCAUCGUCGUGCUGCUGCGGCUGUCGCCGGCCAUGCCGCUCGUGCUCGCAUCGGCUCUGCUCGCGUUCACCCAGGUGUCGCUCGGCCCGUACACGGCGGGUACCGUCGUCGGCUUGCUGCCCUUCUCCGCGGUGUACUGCUACGCCGGCGCGGCGGGCGCGGAGGUUGCUGCCGACGCCGCCUCCGGCGCAGCGGGCGCGCACGAGGAGGGCCCGGUGCCGCGAUGGCUGAUUCUUGGCGCCGGCGUGAUUGCGACGCUCCUCGCGACGUGGAAGGUGGGCAGGGUGGCAAGCGCGGCGCUUGACGCCGCGACCGAGGAAAGGGAGGGCGAGGGCGAUCAGGUGGAGCUGCGGUGA